AAAAUAAACAAAAAAGUUGGGGAAAAUAUAGAAUUUGAAUUUUCUCUCAAAAAGUAUUAAAAGUCGCGUUAUUUAAUUAGUUUAAUUGUUCUGUAAUGUUUAAAAAUGAACGUAAAUCAUACCCCAGAUAAAACCGAUUGGAAAAACAAGAUCAUCAAUCGAAUUGAACGAAGGAAUCGGGCACAAUGUUACUGCUACCAAGACCUUAUCAAUUCUCACAAUCGUUUAUUCGAUCAAGCCACCGCUCUCAAGUCGGAAAAUAUUCAGCUUUCUAUACAACUAGAGAAACUUCGUCAAGAAGGACUGCUAGCUAUAAAAUCCGACGGUACUAACGAUAAUGUUCGAACAGUAACCAGCGAACAACUCUUAGCUUUAGAGCAAAAGCUUCUCGCUCAACAAGAAGAGCUCACCGAGAUCCAUAAAAAACGUGGCGAAAAUGUACAAAUGAUAAUCGAUCUAAGCAACGCGGUUACUGAAAAAGACAAAUUACUCUCCAUCAAAGAAGAAGCAUUGAAAGAAAGCAUGAGCGUGAUAGCCAGUUUGAAUGCUGAAAUAAAAAUGCAUCAAGCUAAUCAUAAACAAUUGGAGUCGUUGAACCAAGUGCUCAAAGAUGAACAUCAAGCUCUUCAGUUGGCCUUCACUCAUCUAGAAGAGAAAUUGAGAAAAGCUCAGGAUGAAAAUAUGGAAUUAGUCGAUCGACUUAAAAGAUAUAAAUUCAAAGAUGCCGAAAAACUCAACGAAGAGAAUGAAAAUUUCAUCAGAAAACGAAAUGCUAAAAUGCAAAAAGAACUCGAAGAUGCUGCCAAGGAUAUGAAAGGAUUGUCACCGGAUAGUUUGAAUUUUAAAGAUUGCGGUGCUCCUGCGUUCUCUCUAAAUGCCAUUCCUACCAAACCUUAUUUACAUUUUGAUGCUCACGAUGGUGAAGUAAAUGCCGUCAAAUGGAGUCCCGUCGAUCGACUAAUUGCCACCGGUGGGGCUGAUAGAAAGGUUAAAUUAUGGGAUGUCUCUAAAGGCUGUGUCGAAAGUAAAGGUUUACUAGUUGGUAGUAAUGCCGGUGUAAUGUCCGUUGAUUUCGAUAGCACCGGUACUUUGGUUAUUGCUUCGUCGAAUGAUCUCGCUUCCCGGGUAUGGACAGUAAACGAUCUACGUUUAAGGCAUACAUUAACGGGCCAUUGUGCAAAAGUUCUAGCUGCCAAGUUUUUAGGCGAACCGUCCAAAGUAGUUACUGGUAGUCAUGACAGAACGUUGAAAAUCUGGGAUCUUCGAAGUAGAGCUUGUAUUGAAACAAAAUUUGCUGGAUCAAGUUGUAAUGAUUUAGUUACCAUGGAUAGCGCCGGCACGGUUAUAUUCAGUGGUCAUUUUGACAAGAAGAUUCGAAUGUGGGAUACGCGAACUGAUAUGAAACCUAAAGAAAUUGAAGUUCAAGGCAAAGUCACGUCGUUAGAUCUUUCUAGAGAUUAUAAAUACUUAUUAUGUUGCGUUAGAGAUGACACUUUACGACUGAUAGACUUACGAACGAACCAAAUCCUACAAACGUUUUGCGCUGAAGGUUUCAAAGUUGGCUGCGAUUGGGCCAGAGCUGUGUUCAACGUGGACGCCACCUAUGUAUCCGUAGGCUCAGCUGAUGGUACAGUAUUCAUUUGGGACGUAACUACAGCCAAAGUCGAAGGAUUGCUUAAAAACGAGCACACAUCACCUAUAACAGCUGUAUCAUGGCAUCCGUUCACCAAUCACCUCGUAAGCGUGGAUCGAGCCAAGAGGUCGGUAGUAUGGUCCGACGUAUAGCGUCCGUCAAGUCCGCCGGUUGCGGAUUUUUCUACACUUUCGUAUUUUUCCCGUGACAACAAACCCUUCGAAAUACAUAAUGUUAAUUUUAUUUUACUACAUUUUUUUUCUUUCGUCUUUUUAUUAUUUUUUGUCUUUUUGUGUAAGAAUUUCAUGGUAUUUGAGAAAAACAGAGUUGAGAUAUAUUUAGAACAAAUUUUUUAUCAUAUAAGAAGGUACAUUUUAACGUCGUCGAAUUUAUCCUGUACAUAUGUUUUUCUUCCCCCCUCUCUCUCUCUCCUAUUUUUACAAAUUUUUUACGUGACUUUUGUACCUCACGCUUAAAAUAAUUUCUAUAUUAUUACGCUGUUACAAAAAUAGUACCUAUCUACAAUGGUGUUUCGUGUGCGCGUGUUUUUUUUUUCAUUUUUUUUUUUAUAAAUCGACGACAUACUUGUUCACAAUAUUUUUGUACAAUGUUUAUACAUCAUGCUAUAUUUAAGGUAAGCUUUCAAAAAAAAAAACAGGGGUAAAAAUGUAAAAAAAUGUCACUCUAAUCAGAUUACAAUAUAACUAUGUAGAUGCUGGAGCGAAAUAUCGCGGAGUAACCCACACAUACGCCAUCUCGGGUAUAUAAACUGAAAAUUUAAUGAAGUGUAAAUUCAUUUUGCUAAUGAUAGUGCCAGUGCCACGCCAGCAGCCAUCGUAGUGCCAGCAGUAAGCAGUAGUGAGAUCGAGAUGAGAGAACAGAUUCUACUUCUCAGUACCGGGUACUUUUUUUUUUUGCUGUUUUUAUACCUGCAUUGGGUUUUAUUUUAACCUCGUAUUAUCGCGUUUUAAAAGUAUUUUUAUACGUAGUCAUUAAAGUUUAUUUUUUCUCUCUUAUGGCGUUUUGUAUGCGAAAAUGUCACAUCUGUGUUGGCGACGCGUUUUAUAUACUACGAUGAAGUAUGCGUGAAAUUGGUCUUUAUACAGGGUCUUAGAUCUUUUUAAAUGAGUCAUUUUCUUUACACCAGAUAACUAUAUAAAGGUGUCGUGUCGUGUCGUCCCUUUUUUCCUCGUGUAAUACGAGUACGAGUGGGGUGUCUGAAAGGGUAGAAUCAUAUGUGUACCUCUUACUACGUGUAGAGUAAUUCCUAUUCCGGUGAAAAUGGUCCCGUUUUAUAGGCAAGUGAUUCCUUUUAUUUUACGAGAACGACACUUUUACCCGAGUAAAUUAAUAACGACGAGGUGUCGUAGUAAUUUGCCUUUAGGUGCUUGCGAAUUAUCGAGGUGUAAAUUUUUAUUGCCUGGGGUUGGUGUUUUUUUUAACGGAGGGGAAAGGAGGAGGUGAGGUUGCAAAAUACGAGUAAUGAGAUAGUUGAAAAGUAAUGGUUUAUUGUUGUGUGAGAUGAAUUAUCCAUAAUUAUUAUGUUUUGGUGCAUAAAUUUAUUUUAUUUAAAAAAAAAAAAAAAAAAAAAAGGAAA
Planococcus citri (citrus mealybug) is the source of this 3230-nucleotide messenger RNA. RefSeq names its product Autophagy-related 16 (gene Atg16). Gene Ontology annotation, molecular function: protein binding. Gene Ontology annotation, cellular component: autophagosome membrane. NCBI's taxonomy places the organism in Eukaryota, Metazoa, Arthropoda, Insecta, Hemiptera, Pseudococcidae. The record is from RefSeq and is a predicted model, not a curated record. The transcript is spliced from 12 exons. Gene Ontology annotation, biological process: autophagosome assembly. The coding region runs from base 106 to 1785 and encodes 559 amino acids.